AUGGCGGGUGCUGAUGGAAGAGGAAGCACUUCCUUGAUGCCCGUGAUGGAUGAUCCUUUCAUCACCAGACCCGACGGGGAACAGGCUCCCCGUGAGUCGCAUCGAUAUUCCUCCUUCGAUACCCAGCUUUUCAGUCUGGAUGCAUCAUCCCCGGCGCAAGCCAAACGAGCCCUUGAGGCCCAUCUAGCCGAGACGGAGCGCAGGCUUGAGGAGGCGUCGAAGUUGGGAACCGCGCUCAUUGAACAGCAGAAGGAAUUAGAGGAAAAGCUCAAGGAGGUCGAGCAGCAUCGUGAUGAAGGCCAGAUUGGGCCUGGCUUGCGCCGUAAACUCGCCGACUUAGAGCGCGAGUACAAUGAAAUCGGCCGUGAGACCGCUCGCGCGUUCCUCGCACCUAAGCGCCUAGCUAGCGGCGAUGAUGCUCACUUGGCAACUCCGUCGUUUGACCAAAAGUCGCCACUCAGCCCAGCACUGUUCGCCGGGCAAGCCACAAAUUCUCCGAGUAAAGUAAGCGUGCCGUCGCGGAAGCAGCGCAACCAACCGUCAACCCGAGUGCAUGACAUCGAAUUUGCUACCGAAAUUUCCACCUCUUUACUUGCCCAAGUGCGCCAAUUGCAGUCGCUUCUGGUGGAGCGCGAGGAGACCUUGAAGACCGUGAACCUGGAAAAGUCCAGGCUCGAACUCGAGGCAGAAGGAUAUGCCCAACGGAUACGUGCCUUGGACGAGAGCGAGGAGCGCUACAAGGACGAGAACUGGGCUCUGGAAACGAAAACCCACGAGUUAAUGGCCAUGAUGAAGGAUGCUGCAGACCGCGAAAGUAAACUCAACAGCAGCCUCGGCGCAGUCACCGCUGAGAAAGGGGCCAUGGAACGGGAGCUGGAGGAUUUGAAACAAACGAACGCAAAACUCAUUGAAGACCACCUGGCGGCUCAGAAGGCUAAUGACUCUGAGAUUCACCUCCUCCGUAGGAACCUCACUGCUGGUGACACCGAGAAGCUUGCACUCCACAAGAAGCUAGAGGAGCUGAACUCGCAGAAUCAGGAGCUGGCGAAAGUCGUUGCGAUGCGCCUUCGUCAGCACGAGAAUGAACUCGCCCGUGAAACCUCCCGCGAUGGCGAUUCAGACGACCAAGACCAAGCAACGCCAGAAAAUUCGCCCCCGCCAUCGCCGAGCAAAUUCACCCCGCGCCAUAACCACCUGGAGACCGAAACCCUGCGAAGUUCAUUGGGUCAUGCGCAUCGUAUGAUUCAAAACCUCCGAAGCACUGUUCAUCGCGAGAAGACCGAGAAGAUCGAGCUAAAGCGCGUGCUGCAAGAGGCUCGUGACGAGAUUGAACAACGCCGUCGUGAAGCAGCGGCUCCCGCUGGUCCAUCGAAUAAGCGACUCAAAACCAAGUCCGACUCGAUGCGCAAACUGGCGCGUCCCGACUUAUUGGGUGCUGGACGAAAGAAGGCAGAAGUCGAAAUCCACGACUCAGACUGGGAAGACAACGCGGCCGAUGCCAGCCCACCUCACCAAGUUUCCCUCCCCCCCCGGCAUUUCAUGGAAGAUCAGUCCAUCGAUGAGCGAAGUGACAUUUACCAGACCGCGACGGAGGCUGAUGAUUCAUUCGAGACGGCUAACGAGCGCGAUACCGCAACCGAAAGCGAAGCCUUCCAGACCGGUGUUGAAAGCAUGGCUGGCGACAGUACCGACAGUGAUGAACUGACCGAGACCGAAGAUCGCGUCCACAGGACUCCUCGCGAACGAGUAUCUUCCCUGACGCUCGCCAAGGCUCGUGAUCGCACGUCUUACUACAGCACGGCAUCUACCUCUGCUGAUGAGGACGAGAGCGAGGACCCGGGCACACCUUCCGGUAGUCAGGUUUCCACUCCUCGCUACCGUCUGCGGAAGAAGAAGAGCGUCCUUCGACGGAUUCGCCCUUCGGGUGAGGCGCCUAUGGCGUUCGGUAGCCGACCACCAAGUGCAAGAGAAUCCCCUGCGGCCAGCUUCUCGCAGGGAUCAAUGGCCCAGGAAGGACAGAGUCUUUUUGCAGAACUUGCGGAACUUGAUGGUGAUGAGGAUGAGGAUGAGGAUGGAAGUUUCGGACCGCCAAUGCCGUUCGACGCAGGAUCCCGGGGUUCGACCCCGUGCAUGCUGCCCGAGACUGUUUCAAGGAGACCCUCUGAGAUCACCCUGGAUCCAGUGCCCAGACCUACUAUGGUUGACUCUGGUGUCAUGACUGAUCCAUGGGAGCCCAUCACGCCUGUGGUGGUGGCCCCAGCUCUGAGCGAGGAGACUAUGAGCAUUGCUCCUUCCACGCCUAAGAAGGUAUUAGUGUCCGAUGCCGGUACUGGGAUGGCUAUAGAGGAGUCUCCUAGGCUGGUCAGCUCUGCAACUCAGUGGACCCCGAUGAAAGCAUCUGUUGACCUCAAUGGUGAUCAAGGGUCAAGUGUACCUACCCCGCCGAAGAUGGUAUGGGAUGCGUAUGCGGUAGAUGAGCAACUACGGGAGGCUGAGAGUCCUGAAUCAACCAUGCAGUUGGAUGUCUCCUCGAUCUCCUCGCAGGAAACCGAACCGGUGGCGCCCAAACUACCGGAGCUGAGUACAUCUUACUUCGUGGGCAAUACCACCGAGCCGGUCGCAUAUCCCGCUCCUGUUCCCCCCCAAGUUGCCGUGUCUUCAAUCUCAUCGCAAUCAAGUGAGCCCUCGGAGCCUGUUGUAUAUCCUGCACCUGUUCCUCCCGAAGUUGGCUUGUCUACAAUCAUAUCGCACUCGAGUGAACCUUCAGCGCCAGUUGUAUAUCCUGUACCUGUUCCUCCCGAAGUUGGCUUGUCUUCAAUCAUCUCGCACUUGAGUGAACCCUCCGAACCGGUUGCACAUCCCGCUCCUGUUCCUCCCGAAGUUGCCCUGUCUUCAAUCUCAUGGCAAUCAAGUGAACCUACGGAGGCAGUCAUGCCUGUGCUACCUGAACCCGAACCGGUGUAUAUUCCGGAUAUGGCUCUCUCUCACAUAUUCUCUGAGGGUACCUUGCCGGUCAAGGCCACACUUCCUGAACCUACUCCGGAACCCAUAUUGUCGUUUGCCGAGCAAGGCACCAGUACUGAUAUGGUAGAGUUCUCGGUUUCAACCAUCUUCUCGGAGCAGACCGAACCUAUUAUCCCUGCCCCUGCGCCCGAGCCACUCUUGGUCGCGAGUGCCGAGCAGCCAGGCCCACAGCGUCAGCCUGAGUCCGAGCCAGAGCCAGUACUUCCUGAGUUAACGAUAUCCUUUAUUCCCCCACAGUCCACCGAACCAGCUGCCCCAACGCCGCAAGAAAUCAUCAUUCCUCCACUACCGCAAAUCUUAUUGUCUACUGUUUCUUCCGUAGAGACAUCGCCUGUGGAUUUCGCUCCAGCCGUGGCAUUUAUUCCUCCCUCCCCCUUCGUUGAUGAGAACUAUCACCCAAGCGAGCAGGCCGUCCAGACCAAGCAAAUUAUGGACGCCCCACCAGUUGUUGUUGUUGUUGCUGAAGAUGCUACAAAUGAAGAUCCCGCCAACGAUGCGGUUAACCAGCACACUGGUGUAACGAUGCCUCUAGGCGCUAUUUCUGGCAAUGCGGCUCCCCGUUAUGCAAUGACGUCCUCGUCCAAUCAGGCGGACCAAGGAGCUCAGACCAUUUUGUCAUCCAAACAAAUCGACCAACUCCUUAUGGAGCGUGUUUCUUCUAGGCCAUUGUCGCCUCCUGAUAGUGAUAGGGCCAAGGAACUGAGCAACUCUCCUUUCGCUACCCCCAAAGCACGACCUCGUCCGACUCAUCAAUCUUCAACCGUCUCCCUCCAAUCUAUCCCCAAACGGCCCGGAAGUGCUGCCAGCCAUACAUCGAGUAUCUAUAGUCACCCACCAUUACCCGCCGAUCAUAAGGAGGCUAUCAUGGCCGCCGAGAAGAGAUCCCUGGAGCAACGUCCCGUAUCUGCUGGUUUGAUGGGGCCACCACUCGCGCCCGCUUCUGCCUAUAAGACGAACACAACUCCUCGUCCCCGGACGCCGAACGAUACGGGUCUUCAAGUUGGAUCUGCGCAGACAACUGCUUCUCGCGUUAGCAUUAGACGCGAGAGCCAGAUGUCGCGAAGAUCAUCGGUAUCCUCGUUCGCAUCCGAGCUUGAGGAGCGGUUUAAUAUGCAACCUAGCCCGGCUUUCGCGCCUCAAGGCUACGGCAUGGGCACUGAUCCUCGAAUGAUUCAAGCAAUAACUCAGACCAUGAUCGGCGAGUUCCUCUGGAAGUACACCCGCAGGACCGUUUCUGGCGAAAUCUCGAACACCAGACAUCGUCGUUACUUCUGGGUUCAUCCAUACACGCGCACAUUGUAUUGGAGCGAGCAGGAUCCUCAGACAGCCGGAAAGAGCCAGCUUCGAACAAAAAGCGUUUCUAUUGAAGCGGUAAGAGUUGUUGCUGAUGAUAACCCUUACCCACCCGGUCUUCACUGCAAGAGUUUGGAGGUUGUCAGCCCUGGUCGCAAAAUCAGAUUCACGGCUACCACGAGCCAGAGACAUGAGACAUGGUUCAAUGCACUUUCUUAUUUGUUAGUACGAAGCGGGCCGGACGAUGACGAUCAAGAUAAUAGCGUGACCCUGGAGGACAUAGAUGAGUUCAACCCUGGGUUUCGCUCCCGCUCGCGACAGACAACACGCGUCUCAAUUUCCUCGUCCCAGAGCCGCCCCAGACAAAAUACCUCGAAGCAGCGCUCAGCAUCAGCCAUGUCUGUCCGUCCCAGCGUGACACCUGGCCGUGUAUCACCGGCUCUUAGUACGCCGUCACAUUACUCCGGCCAGGCUAGGCAGAGCUCCACCACGCGACUUAGUACGAUUCUCAACACAACCAUUAAAGGCUCCUUUGGACGCAAAGGCCCAGGGUAUGCUACAUCCAGCGUGAACGAGGGUAGUAUCCACCACCAGGACAGCGAAGAAGAUCUUCGCCCAAUGGAAAUUGACCCUGACCGGUUAGAGAAUGUUCGGGCUUGCUGUGAUGGUAAGCACGAUGUGAGCUCACUGUCCAGGACGAGUCGAUAUAGUCCUCGGGCCAAUCGGAUGCACUCUCAUCACUAA
Messenger RNA from Aspergillus ochraceoroseus IBT 24754, 5061 nucleotides. RefSeq names its product putative nuclear migration protein (ApsA). Gene Ontology annotation, molecular function: tubulin binding; phospholipid binding. The transcript is spliced from 4 exons. The record is from RefSeq and is a predicted model, not a curated record. Gene Ontology annotation, biological process: maintenance of protein location in cell cortex; microtubule cytoskeleton organization; dynein-driven meiotic oscillatory nuclear movement. Gene Ontology annotation, cellular component: mitochondrion; cell cortex. The coding region runs from base 1 to 5061 and encodes 1686 amino acids. NCBI's taxonomy places the organism in Eukaryota, Fungi, Ascomycota, Eurotiomycetes, Eurotiales, Aspergillaceae.